AAAUAUUGCAACACACUCGUACAUACAUAAAUAUACCUAAAUUAUUAUUAAUUACACGAAUCAAAAUACGCACAAUGUCAGAUCCACAACGAAGCUUUGCCAUGUGCGCCGUGUUUGGUGUGUCGGGCCUGUUCUGCGGCGCUUUUGUCCAGCACGAGGUGUCGCUGAUGCAUCUAUUCGAUGCAAUAAAGCGGGAUCCCUAUGUGUACCUUCAUCGGCACAGGUUUUAUUCCAUUUUCUCCACCUUCAGCACAGAUCACGAGGGCAGAUUGUGGAAUCGCGCACCCGGGCUGAAGGACAAGCUCUGCCAGGAGCUGGUCCCACGGCUGUACAACGCUCUACUGGGGAAGCCACUGGAAGUCGAAGAGAAUGCCAGUUCGGUGGCGAAUAUGCUGGAUCUCAUCAAGUACGGACUGCCCAGCGCAGAGGGUUUGCUGGUGCACAGACAUUGCAUCAUGUCGCAGAGCAAAGAGAUGAGCAGCGCCAAGUGGAUAAUCGAGCAUUUUCGCUGGACAGACGGGGCAGAGGAGUCNUUUGUGUGUGUUGUGUUGGCAUAA
Molecule: messenger RNA, 557 nt
Organism: Drosophila guanche
Lineage: Eukaryota; Metazoa; Arthropoda; Insecta; Diptera; Drosophilidae
Exons: 2
Coding region: 75-557 (160 amino acids)
Source: RefSeq, a predicted model, not a curated record